Ostrea edulis (European flat oyster) is the source of this 3269-nucleotide messenger RNA. RefSeq lists its product as uncharacterized. The transcript has 18 exons. Gene Ontology annotation, molecular function: RNA binding. Bases 50 to 2992 code for a protein of 980 amino acids. NCBI's taxonomy places the organism in Eukaryota, Metazoa, Mollusca, Bivalvia, Ostreida, Ostreidae. The record is from RefSeq and is a predicted model, not a curated record. Gene Ontology annotation, cellular component: nucleus.
GGACUUCCUAGAACGGAAAUGACGCGAAAAUAAGGGCUAAGUGCUGCUGAUGGCGUAUGAAAGUGUGCGUAUCAGUCGAUGGAGUGAUGACCAUGCACACAAGAGUAGUCUGGAGGCUGCGGCUGAAGCUGCAGCUAAAGUCAAUGCAAUGCUCAUCGCUAAGGGAAAACUGAAGCCCUCUCAACUGUCACAGCAACAGGGGCUCAAGCCUAAGAAUACCUCACAGCCAGGAAGCCUUAUUGUUGCUGAGGUGGAAAUCAAUGAUGUUCCUAUUGGCUGUAGAAAUAUGUUGACAAGAGGAGCCACACAAGAGGAGAUUUCUAAACUGAGUGGUUCUGCUGUCUCAACGAGAGGUCGAUAUUUGUCACCAGAAGAAAAGAUGAGGAAUAUGGGAGACAGACCUUUGUAUCUGUGUGUCCAAGGUGCCACCCAGGAAUCAGUAGACAUUGCUGUUGGUCGGAUAAACGAAAUCAUUCUGAAUGGUAUGAAGUCUAAAGGCUCUCGUUUUACUCCUAUCACACGACCUAUGACCCCAAUGCAUAGACCAAUGAUGAAUCAACCCCCUCCUCUCAUGUCAUUGGAGACCCAGCCCCCACCUGUUACUGCAGGGGUUCCUGUAGUACAAGAGAAGUUAUACAUAGGUUUAGAACAUGCACCUCCAAACUUUGAUGUCAAGAAUAAAAUUCUAGGGCCAAUGGGAUCCUAUUUGAAUCAUAUUCAGGCAGAGACUGGAGCGAAGGUAACAUUACGAGGAAAAGGAUCCGGGUUUCUGGAGCUUGUAUCUGGACGGGAGGCAUUUGAACCCAUGCACAUUCACAUCCAGCAUGGGCUGAUUUUUGGACUUCAAAAUGCCAAACAGCUGGCUGAAAACCUCAUCCAAACAGUACAGCAAGAUUAUGCCCAGUUCCAGCAAGCUUUGGUUGCUCUGCCACCAUCUCUCUCCCCUGCUACAGCAACAUUGUUAGCAGGUCUGCAGCAGAGUGCUCCGGCAGGGAUUCUGAGCCAGCCUGCUAUGGGUGCCCUGUCAGCAGUGACUCAAACCAUUCCUCUACAGCACCAACCAGGAUUUCCUCUGACUUCCAUGCCUGCCAUUAAUCAACCGGUGAUGACUAAUGUGGUAUUCUCCUCCAGUCCAGUCUUAACUUCAAAUAACCCAGUAGGUUCCACAAUUACUGGGCCCCAUCCUCAACAGGUUUUGGUACAGACACAGGUGCCUCCUCCUCCCCCUCAUGCUGUACCUCAUUUGGGACAUCCUCAUCUCAUUCAGACAAACCCUCCCCCUACCAGUAGCCCCCAGCCCAUGAUGACCACAGUACAACCAGAGUUAGUGCCAACCUCUGUCCCAUUGUGGGGGUCACCUUCCCCAGCAGGCAUACCAGCUCAGCAGAUCCUUCAACAGAUACCGAUGAGUGUUGGUCCCCCUGCCAAUAACUAUGGACCCCCCAUCUCUAGUGCCUACCAUCCCAUGUCGACUACACUGGGACCGGUAACCAGUGCCUAUGCUCCUCUCGUUAGUGUUCCCAUUGCCAGAGUUUCCUCCCCUGUUACCGUUACGUGUACAUCUAGUGGAUACAGCUAUGGAGGGCCCCUGAAGGAGGAGAGUAAAAGACGAUUUACAGAGGAAAAACCAGAUGAUAAAGUGCCGGAAAAUUUGCUGGGUUAUGAGCAUGGUCCACCACACCUGACAAAUCUGGUGGUGCAGGGACCUCCCCCUGUACAGUCUCAGUCCCCAUCCCAAGGACAACUGGUCCAGUCUCCCUCCCAGGGACAACAACUGGUCCAGGCACCUAUUACACAUGUCAUCCAGGCUCUACCCCCCACACAGAUCAUACAUGGUCCUCCUCCUUCACAGAUUGUCCAGGCACCACCUCCAGGGUUCCAGGCACCACCACCACAUCUCAUACAUGGGCCACCUCCUCCUGGGCAGUUUGCAGCACCCUAUCAUCUGGGGCCACCUCCUGUGGUUUCCGAGGGAGUUCCUGUCAUGUCACAGAGCACUCAGCCACCUCUGGGCUCUCCAGUCUAUUCUGUACAUACAUCUAUCUCAGAGGAGGGCAGGGUUACCCACACAUACACAGUGCAGUCAAGUAGUGGAGGAUUGGCCACACCCCCACAAGAAUUGUCUAGUGAUCCAGACAAAAAACUGAUGCCCCCGCCAGCUCUGCCAGCAGGUGUAAAGCGGCCAUCAUCGGACAAACUGACAGAAUCACCAGAAAGAAAGAGCAGGAAAGAUAGUGAUGAUGAGGAUGAGGAGGUGAAGUCAUCGCUGAGACAGCAGCACAAGGAAGCCAAAAAAUAUCAAUACAACCAGUACUCCAGCACCCCACAGCUGUAUGGACAACUCCCACCAGGAGAACAGAUGCCACAGUACAGAGGGGAUUCCUCUCCAGGACAGCAGUUUGAGCAGACGCAGCAGCCACCCCCACAGUUCUUACCCCCGGGACAAGUAGUGCCUCUCCCCCAGCCCACGGACACUCCACAAGGAUCAGAAAACCUUGCCCCACCUGGACUUCCACAACAGAUCAUUAUUCAGCAAUCCCCUCAAUUGACAGAUCAGCCCCCACCCCCUACCUACCAACAGCCAGUGUACUCUGCCCCUGGCUCCCAAACCCCACCCCCUCCACCUCCCUGGACCACAGAGCCACCCCCAGUGUCUGCUGCAAGUCCUGGACCGGCACAGCCAAUGCUUCCUCAGCAGAUCACAAUGAGUUCUCCACACCGAGUGAAUCCCCCAGAUCAGAGAUUAAUGUCAGAGGAACAUAGAAUAUAUGGUGAAGCAAUACCUCCACCCCCUCCAAACUUUCAGGCGGGACCACCCCCUCCUGGAUCCACUCCUCAAAUUAUUGUUCCCCCUCAUCUUCCCCCUCCAACACAGACAAUUAUGUCCAUUCCACAGUUCAAUGGACAACCUCCUCCUUUCCCUGGUCAGCCCCCUCCACCUGGGGGAUAUCAGUACCCCACAGGCCCCCCUCUUACCAUGUCUUACUGGUGAUUCCCUGUAUAGACGUCUCAGCUGGAUACAUGUUGGAUGACGAGUGAUGAAGAAUUGUUGAUAAAUCAGUGAGGGAGUCCAUUGUGUGCAAUUAUUUCAAUAAGUGCUUGAUACCAAGUUAGUUUGAUUCUACCAGAGUGAGAGUGAAUAUGUCAUUAUUCAGUAAUGAAUGAUAACCAAAAAUGUGUGAUUUGUAAAAUUGUUAAGUUUCUGUGAUUUGCUUUUAGUGGAUUUUUUUUAAUUUCAUAUUCGUAUGUCAUUAAAUGACAAAAAGAAA